CGGCUGCGGAGCGGCGGGCCGGCGGCGCCCCCUCCCCGGGCGGCGCGGCGCUCCCCCGGUACCAGGCGAUGGAGCACACGUACGGGGAGGUGAACCAGCUGGGCGGCGUGUUCGUCAACGGGCGGCCGCUGCCCAACGCCAUCCGGCUUCGGAUCGUGGAGCUGGCGCAGCUCGGCAUCCGGCCCUGCGACAUCAGCCGCCAGCUCCGCGUCUCGCACGGCUGCGUCAGCAAGAUCCUGGCCCGCUACAACGAGACGGGCUCCAUCCUGCCUGGGGCCAUCGGUGGCAGCAAGCCACGGGUCACCACCCCCAACGUGGUCAAGCACAUCCGCGACUACAAGCAGGGCGACCCCGGCAUCUUCGCCUGGGAGAUCCGUGACCGGCUGCUGGCGGACGGCGUCUGCGACAAGUACAAUGUGCCCUCGGUCAGCUCCAUCAGCAGGAUCCUGCGAAACAAGAUUGGGAGCCUCUCCCAGCCUGGCCCCUACGAUGGCAGCAAGCAGCCACCCCCCCAGCCUGCGCUGCCCUACAACCACAUCUACCAGUAUCCCUACCCCAGCCCCAUGGCCUCGCCGGCCGCCAAGAUGGGCAGCCACCCCGGCGCGCCCGUUGCGGCGGCCCAUGUCAGCCUGCCCCGCUCCUGGCCGUCAGCUCACUCUGUCACCAACAUCCUGGGCAUCCGGACCUUCAUGGAGCAGACGGGGGCGCUGGCCGGCACGGAGGGCUCUACCUACCCCCCCAAAAUGGAAGACUGGCCCGGCGUCAACAGGACGGCCUUCCCCCCGGCCCAGCCCGUCAACGGCAUCGACAAGGCUGCGGCGGACGGGGACAUCAAGUACCCGCAGCCCGCCCCGGGGCUCUCCUCCGUGGGCAGCUUCCUCCCGGCCUGCGCCUAUCCCCCCUCCAACCAGCACGGCGUCUACGGCGGCCCCGGCGGCUACAUCCCCCCUGGCCACCCCUGGCAGCCGCAGGGCAGCCCCUUGGGCCACCACGGCCCCGGCGUGGCCGUGCACGGCGGCGACCUGGCCAGCGCGAUGGCGUUCAAGCAGCCCGGCAGGGAAGCCACAGACAGAAAACCUGCCAGCCCUGCGGGCAAAUCUCCAGACCCUCUGAACACUAUCCACGGACUCUCGAUCCCAGCCUCCUCUUCCUAGAGCCGUGGAGCAGCAGUCAAGGGAUGGUCACCCUCGGAUCAAGCGCCUACAAACUGUAACUGAACUGUAACAGUUUGAGGUGCCACCGAACUGUUCCUGAAGUGCCACUGCCUCCAGCAGGUGCCUGCGGAGACAAGGAGGCCGGUGUGAGGCUGGAGAGAGGUUACAGCCUCCCAUGGCAAAUCGCCACUCCAGGGAACACGGUCGGGACACUCAUGCUACCCAGAGGGACACGUUACCUCCAUCGGAUCAGAAAGGGGUGACAGAAGAGGCUCAGCCUUCCAUCUUUAUUUUGCCUUUUUUUUUUUUUUUUUUUUUUCCCCUCCUCGCUCUCAGUUUUUUCUCUCUCUCCUCCCUGCUGUCCCUGAAGACUGUCGGACGCGGAGCAGCAGGGGCCUCCAUCCCCAGCCUCUGCUCGGCGCAUCCUGGGCUCUGUCCCCGCCUCGGGAGCGCGUCUCCUCCGGGGAGGAACCUGCGGCCGGCCAUACAGUGUGCCGAAGCACUCUCCUUGCAAGCCUUCUGCCCCAGAGUGUAAAUGUACAAAUAAGCCACAACUUUUAUGAUAUAUUUUUAUAAUAACAAACCU
Molecule: messenger RNA, 1740 nt
Organism: Cygnus atratus (black swan)
Lineage: Eukaryota; Metazoa; Chordata; Aves; Anseriformes; Anatidae
Gene: PAX1
Product: paired box 1
Exons: 5
Coding region: 69-1154 (361 amino acids)
Biological process (GO): anatomical structure development; regulation of transcription by RNA polymerase II
Molecular function (GO): RNA polymerase II cis-regulatory region sequence-specific DNA binding; DNA-binding transcription factor activity, RNA polymerase II-specific
Source: RefSeq, a predicted model, not a curated record